AUGAAUAUUGCCCGUGAUGGAGAUACCCGACUUGUAUCAUUAAAUCAAUCUGUUUGUGUUGAUGAUAAUGAAAAUAAUAAAAAUAAAGUUUCAACAAGACGAAGAAGAACACCUUGUGGGAAAGUAGAAUUGUCCCUUUUAAAUUUUGCUACUCAAAAUCCUGAUUGGGUGCCUACUGGGCCUGAAGCUGAAUUUAUUUCUAAUGUUAAGGAUUUGGUUUCAACAGAAGUUUUUGGAAUUUUGGAAAAUAUGGAAAAUCAACGUUUAUUAUAUCAAAGAUCGAAUAAUAAAAGUGUUGUUUUACCUACUAACGCAGAGAAGAAUUACCCUUUAACUAUGCAAAAGUCAUCUGAUGAGAAUGUGACUCCAACAACUAGUCAACAACAACCUGGCCCGGUUUUGGCAGAACAAAAGGAGGAAGAGACAUUUACCGGUGUUGGAGGACUUCCCUCAGCUUCACAAAUUGAAAGACAACGCCAAUUACAAGAACAAUCACUUGCCAAUAUUUUAAGUAACAGUUCUUCAUUGCGUGGAAUGUUAACAACAUCAAUCCAUUCACAAUUAAAUUUACAACAACAACAUCAAAUGUUACUUGCUUCUAGUUUUAUAGCCCCAGCAUCAUUGUCUGCAACAGUACAACCACGGACUGAACAAGAAAACAAAGCAACAGAAAUGUCACUUAAUGCAUUAGCAAUUAACCAUAUUCUUGCAAUAAAUACAAAUCCAAAUGAAUUAAUUCAACAACAACAAAAUGUUCGUUCUCGUUAUAAUAAAAAUAAUCGUGGCUAUGGUUCUAUCCGAAAUAAAGGAGGAAUAAUAACAGAAACUCAACCAAUUUUGGAUAGUAUGGCAGAAAGUAAUAUUUGGGGAGUUCCUGAUUUAACAGCAACAAGUCGUUUAAAUAAUUUAUUUACUUCUUCAAUUAAUUCGUCUUCAAUGUUAUUGGGAGGAGGAGGAGGGGGGAAUUUUAAAGGAAGAAAUGAAAGGGAAGAAGAAGAAGAAAUGAAACAAAUAAAUAAAACAAAAGAGAAUCAACCAUCAACAUCAACAACAACAAGUUUAUCUAUAACAGCACCACCUCCACCACCUUUACAACCUUUUUAUGUUGAUGAUAAAAAAGUAAUGAAGAAAUAA
This is a messenger RNA of Meloidogyne enterolobii, 1134 nucleotides long. The record is from the annotation of a GenBank genome assembly. NCBI's taxonomy places the organism in Eukaryota, Metazoa, Nematoda, Chromadorea, Rhabditida, Meloidogynidae.